CGCCGGGCCGUCGGGGAGGCCGGGCGGGCAGUGGGCCUGAGCGGGAAGGCCGCGCGCCGUCGGCGUCGGGGGCCGGGCGAGGCGCCUUUUCUCCGCCGCGGCCCCGCCCCCGCCGUUAACGCCCCGGCCCGGGGACCCCCGCCGCGGCCUCGCCCGAGGGCCGGGUGGCGGGAAGGGGCGCGGGAGGCCGGGCCGUGUGGGCGUCGCCGGGAUGCUGUGCGCGCCCUGAGGGCUCGGCCCCUCCGUGGCCGGCCCGCGGCCCAGACGGAAUCACCGGAAUCUGCCCGGGACCCCAGGGAAGCUCUGCGUCUCCGGCCCGCCCGAGCGCCCAGGAGGCCCGUCUCUGCUCCGGCUGAGCAGGCAGCGGGCGCGGUCUUAGGAUCCCCUAGGGGCUAUUGGUGGUCAAGGGGGAGCCAACGCUCUUUGAUAAUUUGUCGCCGUUGGUGCUCCCCUGGGCAUUGACUCGAUGACAGCACAGGAAGGACCUUUACCACCUGGUUAGCCCUGGGCCCCAGUGAGAGCACCUCAAGGAGAAGGGACGAUGGCUUCUUGUGGACUCUGACCUUGGUCCUGGCAAGGCCCCUGCUGCCAGGCGGGCCAAUCACAAGGCCACAGCGACAGGGACACAGUGCCACCCCCCAUCCACUGCGGUGCUCCCCCAGGCCAGUGGGUACGUGGCCAGCCAGCUGCCCAGUUGGACUUCUGUUGCCCCUUAGCCCUGGCCCAGCACCCUGUGACCUGCCGUGCUUGUCUGCUGGGGCCUGGUGCACCCAAGCUAUGACAUGGUUCAUUACGGCCACUCGAACCAGCUGCGUCAGGCGCGGGCCAUGGGUGAUUACCUGAUCGUGGGCGUGCACACUGACGAGGAGAUUGCCAAGCACAAGGGGCCCCCGGUGUUUACCCAGGAGGAGAGGUACAAGAUGGUGCAGGCCAUCAAGUGGGUGGACGAGGUGGUGGCAGCUGCCCCCUAUGUCACCACGCUGGGAACGCUGGACAAGUACAGCUGCGACUUCUGCGUCCACGGCAAUGACAUCACGCUGACUGUGGAUGGCCGUGACACCUACGAGGAAGUGAAGCAGGCAGGGAGGUACAGGGAGUGCCAGCGCACCCAGGGCGUGUCCACCACAGACCUGGUCGGCCGCAUGCUGCUGGUCACCAAGGCCCACCACAGCAGCCAGGAGAUGUCUUCUGAGUACCGGGAAUACGCAGACAGCUUCGGCAAGCCCCCUCACCCGACACCCGCCGGGGAGACACUUUCCUCAGAAGGCUCCUCCCAGGGCCCAGGGGGGCGGAACCCCUGGACAGGGGUGUCCCAGUUCCUGCAGACGUCCCAGAAAAUCAUCCAGUUUGCUUCUGGGAAGGAGCCCCAGCCGGGGGAGACCGUCAUCUAUGUGGCCGGUGCCUUCGACCUGUUCCACAUUGGGCACGUGGACUUCCUGGAGAAGGUGCACGGGCUGGCGGAGAGGCCCUACAUCAUCGCGGGCCUGCACUUUGACCAGGAGGUGAACCGCUACAAGGGGAAGAACUACCCCAUCAUGAACCUGCACGAGCGCACCCUGAGUGUGCUGGCCUGCCGGUACGUGUCAGAAGUGGUGAUCGGGGCGCCGUACGCCGUCACGGCAGAGCUCCUGGACCACUUCAAGGUGGAUCUGGUGUGUCACGGAAAGACAGAAAUUGUACCUGACAAAGACGGCUCUGACCCGUACCAGGAACCCAAGAGGAGAGGCAUCUUCUGUCACACGGACAGCGGCAGUGACCUCACCACAGACCUCAUCGUCCAGAGGAUCAUCAAGAACAGGUUGGAGUACGAAGCACGGAACCAGAAGAAGGAAGCCCAGGAGCUGGCCUUUCUGGAGGCCGCGAAGCGGCAGGACGGCACCCAGCAGGUGGAGGAGGACUGACUGCCACUUGGAGAGGCACUGAGGCCACUUUCCUUCCCUCGGCCGAGAGGUCUCUGGGGGUCCCACAGCCCAGGUGCCGCCCUCUCUAACUUGCCUGCCUCCAGAAGGCCCUGAACAGAGAGGGCGCCCAGCACAGCAGAGCAGCCCAGCCGGCAGCGGGAUAGAGUACCUGCGGCGGAGGGCAGGAAGGCCUUGCUUCCACCUGCUCCCGGGAUGGCCGCCUGCCUGGGUGGGGGCAGGAGGAGCUCCCUCGCCCUGCCUGGCACCCUCUGCCCUGGGUAUGUCCAGGGUGUCCUGGGGCCAGGAGGCCACUCCCUGCUGCCUUGCCAGCCCCACUGCCUCCUUAGGAGCCCUCUCUUCCCCGAGUCUCACUUCCCUCGCUGACCUCCUCACGGGAGCCUCUGAAUAAAGCCUGGGGAAAGCUCUGUCC
Molecule: messenger RNA, 2331 nt
Organism: Choloepus didactylus (southern two-toed sloth)
Lineage: Eukaryota; Metazoa; Chordata; Mammalia; Pilosa; Megalonychidae
Gene: PCYT2
Product: phosphate cytidylyltransferase 2, ethanolamine
Exons: 14
Coding region: 783-1901 (372 amino acids)
Biological process (GO): phosphatidylethanolamine biosynthetic process
Cellular component (GO): cytoplasm
Molecular function (GO): ethanolamine-phosphate cytidylyltransferase activity
Source: RefSeq, a predicted model, not a curated record